AUGGCGAUCAUCACCAACCAGGACGACGAUGCCAACAAGAAGAUCAAGAGUUCGGACCGGCGCAAGCGUGCCGCGGCGGCGAAGCGCAUGAAGAACGCCGAACCGGGCGGGUGGAAGAGCCUCAGCGUCGAGGACCGGCAGUUCCUCGCGGAGGUGUUCAAGACGUACGACAAGGACGGUACCGGGACCUUGGGCGAGAACCAGCUGGCGCCCCUGCUCAAGGCGCUCGCGGGCGGGGUGGAGCCCACGCCGGAGGAGGUGCAGGAGGUGAUGGACACGGCGGAUAACGACAAGAGCGGCGCGGUAUCCAUCGACGAGCUCAAGGACGUGAUCCGGGUCUGGUACGUCAUGUGCAAGAAGAAGGACAAGAAGAGCUCGGGUUGCGUCGUCAUGUGA
Molecule: messenger RNA, 396 nt
Organism: Micromonas commoda
Lineage: Eukaryota; Viridiplantae; Chlorophyta; Mamiellophyceae; Mamiellales; Mamiellaceae
Exons: 1
Coding region: 1-396 (131 amino acids)
Molecular function (GO): calcium ion binding
Source: RefSeq, a predicted model, not a curated record